AUGCUCCGCGCUCUGGGCCGCGCGGGGCCGCGGCUCCCUCUGGCCGUGCGGGUGCAGCCUGCGCGCGGGCGCAAGUCCCGGCACGACCCUCCGGCCAAGUCCAAGGCGGGGCGCACGGCCACCCCGCCCGCCGUGGACCCCGCGGAGCUGUGGGUGCUGUCGGAGCGCUACGCGCGGUACCGGCAGACGGUGGGCGCGCUGCGGCGGGAGUUCGCGCGCGAGGUGCGGGAGCGGCUGCUGGAGGCGCGGGUCGGGAGCCAGGCGGCGCGCAAGGCCCAGCAGGACGCUGCGGAGCACCGCGAGCUGCUGGCCUGGAACCAGGCGGAGAACCGGCGGCUGCACGAGCUGCGCGUGGCCCGGCGGCUGCGGGAGGCGCAGGACGAAGAGCGGCGGCGGGCCGAGCUGGAGGCCCGCCGGGCGGAGGAGGCGCGGGCCUGGGCGCGGCUCAAGGAAGAGGAGGUGCUGCGGCUGCAGGAGGAGGCGAAGAACUUCAUCACCUUUGAGAACCUGGACGCAAAGGUGCAAGAAGCAUUGGACUCUCCAAAGAGCUACAACUGGGCCAUCACCAGGGAAGGGCAGGUGGUCCAGCCCCAGCACAAGGGCUCCUAGGAGCCCCACCGCACCUCAGCUUGCCCAGGACCAGAUGGUGUGAGGUGGGCAAGUUGAAUCUGGCUUGGAGUAAAGUUGAUGUUUUU
This is a messenger RNA of Suncus etruscus (white-toothed pygmy shrew), 695 nucleotides long. It is a transcript of the gene MRPS26, whose product is annotated as mitochondrial ribosomal protein S26. The record is from RefSeq and is a predicted model, not a curated record. The coding region runs from base 1 to 609 and encodes 202 amino acids. Lineage: Eukaryota; Metazoa; Chordata; Mammalia; Eulipotyphla; Soricidae. The transcript has 2 exons. Gene Ontology annotation, cellular component: mitochondrial small ribosomal subunit.